AUGGCCGCGAAUAGUCUUCCUCAAGAUAUUUCCGAUGUGGAACUAGUUCAUUUGGCCCGAGCUGCGAUGAAACGGGCACAUUGCCCAUACAGCAAGUUUCCAGUUGGUGCAGCGCUUCUCACUGAAUCUGGGGAAAUUGUCCAGGGCUGCAAUGUCGAGAAUGCUUCAUACGGUGGCACUAUCUGCGCUGAGCGUAGUGCUAUUGUUUCUGCUGUGUCACAAGGAUACACGAAAUUCCGUGCCAUUGCUGUCGUCACUGAGCUCAGCGAACCUGCGUCUCCCUGUGGACUUUGCCGUCAAUUUCUAGUUGAAUUCGGUGACUAUAAAGUUGUUGUGGGAACUGCAUCUAACAAUAAAAUUCUCAUCACCUCAACUCGCGCUCUUCUUCCAUUUGCUUUCACUCCUGAAUCGCUCGACACUUUUGAGCAAGAAAAAGCAUCAGAAGCUAAAGGAUUAAAGCAAGAUGAUGCCACGGAGCAUAACGUUACAGUCGUCUCUUAAUUUUUUAUUCCAAUCAGAAACUCCUUUCCACAUUUCCCGCCAUUCCUAGUAGUGUUUUUUUUCAUUUGUGAUAUCCUUCUCUUUCUUUCAAUUUAGUUGUGUCAAAAAUUCAUUUUAUUAAUAAAACUUUUCAG
Caenorhabditis elegans is the source of this 635-nucleotide messenger RNA. It is a transcript of the gene cdd-2, whose product is annotated as Cytidine deaminase. The transcript has 3 exons. Gene Ontology annotation, cellular component: cytoplasm. Bases 1 to 501 code for a protein of 166 amino acids. NCBI's taxonomy places the organism in Eukaryota, Metazoa, Nematoda, Chromadorea, Rhabditida, Rhabditidae. Gene Ontology annotation, biological process: carbohydrate derivative metabolic process; pyrimidine-containing compound metabolic process; nucleobase-containing small molecule metabolic process. The record is from RefSeq and is marked reviewed. Gene Ontology annotation, molecular function: hydrolase activity; identical protein binding; cytidine deaminase activity.